AUGACGUUAGAUUUGAGGAUAUCAAGAUCUGUGGGCUCCCAUAAAUUUUUGGGAGUUAUGAUUACCAAAGAUGGAUAUAAUAAAAGCGAAAUCAAGGACCGCAUUGGCCAAGGCCAGACGCGCUCGCCGCGCAUCACGGAGCACCCGAGCGACGCGCUGGUGGCCCGCAACGAGCCGCUGACGCUCAACUGCAAGGCGGACGGGCGGCCGCCGCCGGCCGUCACGUGGUUCAAGGACGGCGAGCCGGUGCGCACGUCGCCCGCCGACGCCAAGUCGCACCGCGUGCUGCUGCCCGCCGGCUCGCUCUUCUUCCUGCGCGUCAAGAAGGAGACCGACGCCGGCGUCUACUGGUGCGUCGCGCGCAACGUCGCCGGCGUCGCCACCUCCCGCAACGCCACCCUCUCCGUAGCCGCAGAGCGGAAACCCCGCUCUCCUCCGCACGGCGGCCCGCGGCGAGCCGUGGAGCUCGGGCUGACCCCCAUUGCCGCCCCCGCCACCCCCGCCGCCGCCUCCAGUCAAUAA
This is a messenger RNA of Schistocerca americana (American grasshopper), 522 nucleotides long. Its product is annotated as roundabout homolog 2-like. Gene Ontology annotation, molecular function: axon guidance receptor activity. The transcript has 3 exons. Gene Ontology annotation, cellular component: neuronal cell body; plasma membrane; axon. Gene Ontology annotation, biological process: synapse organization; homophilic cell-cell adhesion. The record is from RefSeq and is a predicted model, not a curated record. Bases 1 to 522 code for a protein of 173 amino acids. Lineage: Eukaryota; Metazoa; Arthropoda; Insecta; Orthoptera; Acrididae.